CCCCGCCCAAGGUCGCCCAGACGUGCCGUACGCCGACCCACAAUUCCCGCUGCGUGCUGCUGUCUCGCCGCCGCCUCUGCCGCCGCCCGUUACGGCUCCCGCCGCUGGGGACAUGUUGCAGAAACCGAGGAACCGGGGCCGCCCUAACACCCAGGCCGAGAGGGAGAGGGACUGGGGCCGCGGCGCCGCGGAGGAGGCCCCGAGCACCUCCCGCGGGGCGGGAGGCUCCCAGGAGGCCCGGGGCACGUCGUCGCAGGGCGGCCGCCGGGCUGAGGCCUCCCCCGAGGUGGGGCCCAGGUCCCAGCAGCAGCUGGAGCUGAAGGUGGCCGAGCUGGUGCAGUUCUUGCUGAUUAAGGACCAGAAGAAGAUCCCGAUCAAGCGCACUGACAUACUGAAGCACGUCAUCGGGGACUAUAAGGACAUCUUCCCUGACCUCCUUAAACUGGCUGCCGAGCGCCUCGAGUAUGUCUUCGGGUACAAGCUGGUGGAACUGGAACCCAAAAGCAAUACGUACAUCCUGAUCAACACUCUGGAACCGGUGGAGGAGGAUGCUGAGGUGAGAGGCGAUCAGGGCACGCCCACCACCGGCCUCCUGAUGAUUGUUUUAGGUCUCAUCUUUAUGAAGGGCAAUACCAUCAAGGAAACGGAGGUCUGGGACUUCCUGCGUCGCUUGGGGGUGUACCCCACAAAGAAGCAUUUAGUUUUUGGGGACCCAAAGAAACUUAUUACCGAAGAAUUUGUGCGACAGCGUUACCUGGAGUACCGGCGGAUACCCCACACUGAUCCUGUAGACUAUGAAUUCCAGUGGGGUCCCCGAACCAACCUGGAAACCAGCAAGAUGAAAGUUCUUAAGUUUGUGGCCAAAGUCCAUAAUCAAGAUCCCAAGGACUGGCCAGCACAGUACUGUGAGGCUUUGGCAGAUGAGGAGGCCAGGGCCAGACCUGAGACAGGUGGCCCCACUCCCUCCUCUUGAAGUCUGAGAGAGAGAUUUGAGCUCCAGAGGAGGUGUCAAAGGCACUGGGUGAUGGGGUAGGGGGGUGGGAGGGAGCAUAUUUCUGUAACACUCAAAUGUGUGUGGCUUUAGGAUGUGUUUGCAAACUUCUGUUCUCUUUUAAUAUUGUAAGUUAUUUGGUUCCAGCUUUUCACUUACAAAAAUAUUAGGAGAGGAUUUUUUGUUUUAACUUGUGUUAUUGUCUGUGUAUUUUGGCAUAAAAAUUUUGCUAGCUUUAUGCAAGUAAUUGGAAAACUUUGCACCAUGAUCUGGAACAGGUGUUUAAGAAAGAACACAUUGGUCAAUUGCUUUGGCGCCAAGAAAGUAAAAGCAAAGUGACUACUAUCUGGUGUCUUAACUACCCAGUUUGUAAGUUAAAAUAAAAGCCUUUAUAAAUUAAAAAUAAAAAUGUAAUUGCUUAUACUUUUUUUUACCUUAAGACAGCUAUUAUAUAUUUAUAUAUUUUCUAUGUAUAUAAGCAUUACGCAUCAUCUAAGCAAUGUGCAUAUUGUAUUUUCUCCAAAUAAUAAUUUUUUAUAUUCAUAAUUCUCACCUCUGACCAACCAUUUAGUUCCAUUUAGGUUUUUUUUUCCUGCUAUAGUUGUAAUAAAUACAGUAUCUUUGAAGCAGUUAAGCACUGUGCAUUUUUCAGUCGUGAUUCAUGAGAUUAAUUUCUUGACUCAAAACCGGCAUCUUAAAAACAGGUUUUUUUCUUGCUACAGAUUAUUAAGGUAAAAGUGUUUUGUAGAAGUUGCUUUACUUUUGUGUGUGUAUGUGCAUAUUGCAUCACAAUCUAAAAUACAUUUCCUACUGGAUAUAAAAAAGUUGAUAAAACUGUUAGUGAUUAACCAUACUUGGGAAUCUGACUACCUGGGUUUAGAUACUGGUUUCACAUAACUAGCUAUAUGAGCAUGUUACUUAUAUACAGAUGUUUCCUCACCUGUAAAACGAGCUCACGAUGCCCAUGUUAUGUGUGGUAAUGUGGUAAUUUGAUAUUGGAAGUGUAUGUCAAGUUCUUGGCACAAUGCCCGGUGUGGAGGAUUUUAGUUGUUAACUUUGUUCCUUAAUUUUUUAAAUUUGUUUUUUGUUGUUUAUUUAUUUAUUUUGAGAGAGAGCAGGGGUGAGGCAGAGAGAGAGAGAGAGAGGGAAUCCCAAUUAGUCUCUGCACUGUCAGCGCAGAGCCUGACCAGGGCAGGGCUCGAACUCAUGAACCUUGAGAUCAUGACCUGACCCGAAACCAGGAGUCAGAGGCUUAACCUGACUGAGCCACCCAGGCACCUAAUAUUUUAAUCUUCUUGGUUUGGAGCAGUUAAAUUUUUUUUUCAGGUUUUCUUUCAUUAUCUUCUAAAUCAUAGAAUAGGAGUUCUGGUUCAAAAGUUACAACAAUAUUCUUCUAGCCUGAUUCUAUUGUGUGGUUUCAUGGGAAAACAUAACUCAUGGUAUAUUGUGAGUAUAGCCCACAUAAAGUAAAACAGGACAGUUAGACCUAAGAUCUCCCCUGGGCUUGAGAGCUAAUUUUUUAGUGGAAAGGAUAUGGGUUUUGAGGUUGUCUGACAAAUGGAAUUUGAAUUCUGGCUCAUACUAUGUCAGCAUGGUGACUUGGGGUCGAUUUUAAGUUUUCUGAAUCUCAAUUUAUCUGUAAGAUCAGAAAAACAGUAACUAUAUUAUAGUUUGUUAUAUGUAUUAAAUGAAUCUGAAGAAAAGAGCUCAGUCUCCUCUCAUUCCUCCAUAGCUUCUGGCAAAAUGUUGUUUAUAUUCAGAGAUUCAACAAAUAAUUAUUCAGUGAGUGACUAAAUUUAAUUGUUUGGGGGGAAGGGACUACAAAUUAACCCCAAAAUGAGAUAAGUACUUCAGUUAAAAAAAAUGUGGAUUUGAUCAACACUGGACUAACUGCCAUCUAGAAGCGUCUAUGGUGGGUUUGUAGUGGUAUGACAAUGUGAUAGGCUGAUUGUUUUUUUGUUUUUUGUUUUCAUUCUGUUGAAUUGUAAUUUGCAUUUAUUUCAUCAAUUAGAAUAUAACUGGUGCUUGAAGGCAUUUCUCCUUGGUUUGCAUUUUAUUUCAGUGUAUAAAUUACCUUGCGACUAAGCAUCCUGCUUACUGGUCCCUCACCUCACUGACUGCUUUCCUCUCUGGAGUGUUUUAACACUGGCAUUUUCCUCCGUGUGUGAAAAUUAUCAUUACCCAGCACCCACUGUCAGUUAUGUCUGAGGCAGAUAUCUUCUCCCAACACUUUUCUAUAGAGAUGUUAGCCAUUUACCUUUAAUGAGUUACCGUUUUGUUUCAGGUUUUAUUUUUUAAAGUUUUUAUUUAUUUAUUUAUUUUAAGCAAUCUCUACAGCCAACAUGGGGCUCAAACUCUCGAUCAUGGGAUCAAGAGUUGAAUGCUUCCAACUGAGUCAGCCAGACACCCCCAUUGUAAAAUAUAAAACAUUACAGACCAGAUCAAGUCCUUAGAGGUUCUACCCUUCCCGGAGGUGUCUAAAGUUUGUGGGUAUCAUUCCAUUGUAUGAUUUAACACUUUUACCAUGUAUGUGUAUACACAUGAACAAUAUAUAGUAGUAUUUUGUAAGCUUUGAUGACUUCUAUAUGGGGUAUCAUACUGUACCCUUUUGCAACUUGGUGUUACAACUUA
Panthera uncia (snow leopard) is the source of this 3622-nucleotide messenger RNA. RefSeq names its product NSE3 homolog, SMC5-SMC6 complex component (gene NSMCE3). The transcript has a single exon. Gene Ontology annotation, cellular component: nucleus. The coding region runs from base 113 to 973 and encodes 286 amino acids. NCBI's taxonomy places the organism in Eukaryota, Metazoa, Chordata, Mammalia, Carnivora, Felidae. Gene Ontology annotation, biological process: negative regulation of transcription by RNA polymerase II. The record is from RefSeq and is a predicted model, not a curated record.